CGGGUCUCCAUAAUAUCAGCGCCGUCCACUUAUCCGUAUCAGUGCCGCAGCCUACUGUUACCUACUUGUUGCUGGCGAUAUCUCCAAACAAACCGCCCCAACCAUCCUCCGCACUUCAAGAACACAUCGCCUUCUGUUGGUGGCUCGCACACAAGCACUUCUGGAGUGUUUCGAUCUGACGUUACUCGACGCGCUUGCUCGCCUUGCCCACGUCAUCUGCGGUCCGGCGAGACAGUUCCGCAAUGGCUUCCAGAAAGAAGGUCCUAUUGAAGGUUAUCAUCUUGGGCGACAGCGGUGUCGGCAAGACGAGUCUGAUGAACCAAUAUGUCAACAAAAAGUUCAGUGCCAGUUACAAGGCGACGAUCGGAGCCGACUUCUUGACGCGGGAAGUGAUGGUGGACGACCGCCAAGUAACAAUGCAGCUUUGGGAUACAGCAGGGCAGGAACGGUUCCAGUCACUGGGUGUGGCCUUCUACAGGGGCGCCGACUGCUGUGUGCUGGUAUUUGACGUCAACAAUUCCAAGAGUUUCGACGCGCUCGACAGCUGGAGGGACGAAUUCUUAAUCCAAGCCUCCCCACGAGACCCGGAUAACUUCCCGUUCGUGGUGCUGGGAAACAAGGUCGACGUGGAGGAGAGCAAGAGAGUGAUCUCGACGAAGCGGGCCAUGACAUUCUGCCAAUCCAAAGGAGGCAUCCCGUACUUUGAGACAAGCGCAAAGGAGGCGAUCAACGUGGAGCAGGCAUUUGAAGUGAUUGCGAGGAACGCGCUGCUUCAGGAGGAGUCAGAGGAGUUCAGCGGGGACUUCCAGGAUCCUAUCAACAUCCAUAUCGAGAACGACCGGGACGGCUGCGCAUGCUGAAUAAGGAGCCAUUGUUUAUAACGACUCUGAUUUCACUCGGAACAUUUUGCUUUGUAUGAUCAUGCUUGGCGUGUUGGCGUGUGUGGCUUAAACUGAACCGGGGGCUCUCGGGCUUCUGUCAUAUUAAUCCCAAGGGACUACAGUGGCCUUUCUGGGUAUGCUCCAUAGAGCUCCAUUGGCAUACUGUGGUAAAUGGUAGUCAAGCUUCCUCCAGAUCACGUAGCACUGGCUCAGCAUGCUCAGGUGCAAGUUUCAAUCUUGUUCCUAGCGAGUGAUUUUAAGUUCUAAUUUAAAUCCCGGCCGUCAUAGACAUAGACUAGUUUAAGAGCAAAGUCCAGCACGAUUCAUGCUACUAGUAAAACUCUAUUAUCUAAUCCUAUAGGGUUAAUAUAAGAGUAAUUAG
Molecule: messenger RNA, 1263 nt
Organism: Chaetomium strumarium
Lineage: Eukaryota; Fungi; Ascomycota; Sordariomycetes; Sordariales; Chaetomiaceae
Product: small GTPase superfamily
Exons: 6
Coding region: 243-860 (205 amino acids)
Biological process (GO): regulation of vacuole fusion, non-autophagic
Cellular component (GO): late endosome; fungal-type vacuole membrane; vacuole
Molecular function (GO): GTPase activity; GTP binding
Source: RefSeq, a predicted model, not a curated record